AUGCGUAUUCAAUCGAUAUCUACUGUGGUGUUCUGUUUGCCAUUCGUUGUCCAGGUAUUUGUUGGAAGUUCUCUCGAGAAGAAAGCGGCACCUACAGUUGAUGCCCCCAACUGCGCUUUGACAUGCCUUGGAACUCUAAUUCCUCAGUACUGCGACUCUUUGACAGAUACAACUUGUAUCUGCACGAACACCGAACUUGCUGGCGCAUUGCUGCCAUGUGCAUUAUCAGCAUGCAAUGUAACGGACUCGCUGCAACUCGCAAGAUAUCAAGCCGAGGUCUGCGAGGUGCCUAAUGAUAUGAGUCGGUACUGGCAACAGAUACAUACAUACAUUGUGUUGGUACCUUUGACGACUAUUUUCGUUGCUCUGCGCAUCUUUGCCAGACUAGGGCUUAAUGUUGGACUUGGAGCUGAUGAUUACGUUCUGCUCCUUGCGUUGGCCUUCUACUUGAUCAUGACCUCAACAGCAUGGACAAUCGCUGUAACAGGAUUUGGACAGCACACCUUCUGGCUCCUGACGAGACAGGUGAUGAGAGCAUUAAAAUGA
Molecule: messenger RNA, 546 nt
Organism: Cadophora gregata
Lineage: Eukaryota; Fungi; Ascomycota; Leotiomycetes; Helotiales; Ploettnerulaceae
Exons: 5
Coding region: 1-546 (181 amino acids)
Source: RefSeq, a predicted model, not a curated record